AUGGUAGUAAAACCUGUAGAGACCGAGGGAGUCGCUGACAACUUGGAUUAUUGUUCUACAGAUGAGACACUGGCGGCUAGGGUUGAUCUACUGUUGCUCCUUUUAUACCUUUAUUCUUUUCAGGAUUUUGUGGUAGACUACUUUACAUAUCGACUACAACUUGCUGGCUUUGAAUGGUCUGACCGCGCUCCACUACCUGCAGAAAAUUUGGUGGAGUAUGGUGCAAUGAGAAAAAUGGCUUUAAUAUUUGAAAAGAAAUACGGGAAGGAAAUGAAAAAGAUGGUCGAAGAGAUUUCCAACGAGAAAAAAUUAACUUUUGAACGCUACAUUGAAGUAUGUGUUACUCAUUUUGUUUGUUUGAAUUACAUUUUCUUACAUGUAUAUGAAACCAUUACUUUUCAUGUCGUGCAAGAAUUUUUUAACGCCGAUGAUGAAUUUUCGAAACAUUUAUCGUACAGUCAUGUAGUUGGUUUGAUCUCCUUUGGUGGGCUUGUUGUUGUUGAGCUAGCCAAAAAAGGUGUUUCGUCUGAGAUCGAAUGUAUAACUGUUCAUACAUCUAAGUGUUUGGAGGAACGUAUCAAGCUGACUUGGGCGGAAGACUGCAGAUCUUGGGUACUGGUUUUUGAAAAACUUUUGAUACUAGUGUUUUUUUUCUAUUUCUCAUUAGAGUUAGAACUUUUUGGAAAGAAACAAGAACCAGUUUCAUUUUAA
This is a messenger RNA of Enterobius vermicularis (human pinworm), 711 nucleotides long. The record is from the annotation of a GenBank genome assembly. NCBI's taxonomy places the organism in Eukaryota, Metazoa, Nematoda, Chromadorea, Rhabditida, Oxyuridae.